Messenger RNA from Penicillium nucicola, 1581 nucleotides. RefSeq lists its product as uncharacterized. The transcript has 3 exons. The coding region runs from base 1 to 1581 and encodes 526 amino acids. NCBI's taxonomy places the organism in Eukaryota, Fungi, Ascomycota, Eurotiomycetes, Eurotiales, Aspergillaceae. The record is from RefSeq and is a predicted model, not a curated record.
AUGUCUGGGAACGAGGAGCCGUUGGUGAAAUCAACACUGGCCUCGAGUGCUGUCCCUCCGGGCCAGCCUGAGGCGGAAGCUUCGGUGGCUAACGCAGAUAUCUUCAUUUUAGCAACCUCUGGCAAUGGCUCUCAACCUUCCAAAGCGGGACGCCGACGACGCGCCCCCGACUUGAAGAACAAACCACCCAAAAGUCAGCAUUUUUACUUUGUCGACUCGAAUUCGUCUUCUAAGGAAAAGCGCGCCCAUGUUAUGCGUCAUCAUGUGCAAGAGAAAAGAAAGCAGCGCAAGAUGUCGCAUGGCUCUGCGGAACAAGCUUCCGGUGGCAUCGCAUGGCCCGUGAAGGCAGAUGCAGGACUUAUGGCCGAUACUGAAUCAGAUGCGUCCUCGACUGCACUUGAGCCUUCUUCCGACAGUCAAUUUUCGGUAUGGGAAUAUCAACUUCAAAUUAGAUUCUCCAAUGUGAAACCGCCCUCACAGCCUCUACCACUACACAUUGGUUCGCCUAUCACAAUACUCGAUGCUUCUCGAAAAGAUCCAUUCGACAGUCUCCCGGUGGAAUAUGACCCUGAGGAUCUUGAAUUGGCCGACUUUUGGACAAGCAAGUUAACAUAUUGGUCCGGACAAAACCUCUAUUUAAAGAACCAGAUAUUUCGAACGGCAAUGGGAAACCCUCUCUCAUUCAAAGCGGUCAUCCUUGCAUACUGCGCGCGGUGGAAAGCACAACUAUACGGCAUGACCGACAGCUUGGAAAUACAGCGUCACGUCGGUCAAGCGACCCAACUCAUUGAAGAGGCAACCUCGGGCUCCAUGAAAGCAAAGCCGGAUGAUCUUGCCAUGGCAUGGGCUGGAAUGGCCUUGCACGAGGAACGAUUUGGAAGUAAACAGAAAGCGCAAGGGCAUAUUGAUCAAGCCGUUCAACUUAUGCGGCCACGAACUGGAAGCAACCCGCCCGUGGAAACGUUCAUACACUACGUCCGAUACAUUACAACCCCCGAAACCCCCAAGAUCACCUUGCCCGAGCAGAACUGGCUACUCACGUUUCUCCGUGGCGCCGAAGACCUAAUGCAACUGCAAAGUACCCCCGAAUACCUCUCCGAAGCCCCUCACCGACUCAAAGCAUUCCAAAUGGAGAGCCCACUCUUCUCUCUCCUGUCCAGCGGGCCGCGUCCCUCCCAGGUCCCGCAGGCCUGGCGCAUCUAUGUGGUUCGCGACGCACAAACACAAGAGGUCAGUCGCACCGCCGCCCUCAUCUAUAUCACUGCGGCACUGUGGUACUUGCAAGAUUCCUCCGAUAAAGCCAAUCGGUUCCUGGCACAGGUGUGCGCCAUGGUGAGACAACAUCACCUGGACCAGGAUCCUGCUUGCGAAACGCUCCUCUGGUUACUGCUGGAGGAAGGGUAUGAUUCCGAUUUACGGGACCCCGAACGCGUUUGGUCGACAGGCGAGUUGCUCCGAUGUCACAAGCAACUCCGACCGGACCUUCAAUUCCAAUUUAACGAGAUCCUCAUGAGUCUCCUCUCGCUGCACACACCUAUCCGGGGGGUGAAGGUCUUUGAAGAGGAGCUCCAUAGCCCAUAA